This is a messenger RNA of Rosa rugosa (rugosa rose), 2200 nucleotides long. Its product is annotated as probable serine/threonine-protein kinase PBL24. The coding region runs from base 277 to 1884 and encodes 535 amino acids. The transcript has 5 exons. Gene Ontology annotation, molecular function: protein kinase activity; ATP binding. The record is from RefSeq and is a predicted model, not a curated record. NCBI's taxonomy places the organism in Eukaryota, Viridiplantae, Streptophyta, Magnoliopsida, Rosales, Rosaceae. Gene Ontology annotation, biological process: protein phosphorylation.
UCCCAUUCGCUUUCUUCUCCUUUGUUUGUUAAUGAUUCAGGUUUUUUUUCCCUCGUAGCUCCAAACUGCAAUUAGCUGCCCUCGCCCCACCUUCGGGGUCCUCCUUCUUCACUUUCCUUGGAGGACCCUGAUCCCACUCCUCCACCUCAUCCUCGUCUCGUCUCAUUUCAUUUCUUGUCAAACAGUUUUGUACAUUAAAAAACUGGAAGGAAAGCCUUCUUGCAUUGUGUAUGUUUGCUUUAUUUUGAAAAGCAUUAACUUGCUAGAGUGGACGAGAUGAGUUGCUUUCCGUGUUUUGGCUCACAGAGAAAUAAGAGAUCAAGUAUCAGGAGAGUAGAUCAUGCCUCUGCACCGUCUGUUGAACAGGAAAUGAAAAAACAAAGACCUGCUGAGAGACAUGUGACAAACUCAACACACUCAACACACCGGACACACUCACGUGUGGAAGUUGACGAAUCACAAAUCAAUGCAAAGUCUUUCACUUUCCGUGAGCUAGCUACAGCAACAAAGAACUUCCGUCAGGAGUGCCUUCUGGGCGAAGGUGGAUUUGGAAGAGUCUAUAAGGGAACUCUUCAGUCGAGUGGGCAGGUGGUGGCUGUGAAGCAACUUGACAGAAAUGGAAUGCAUGGACACAAGGAAUUUCUAGGAGAAGUUUUGGUACUAAGCCUCCUACACCAUCCAAACAUAGUUAAUCUAAUUGGAUAUUGUGCCGACGGAGAUCAAAGGCUUUUGGUUCAUGAAUUCAUACCAGGGGGUACUCUAGAAGACCGAGUUCUUGCUAAUCAAACAGGUAAAAUGACAUUGGAUUGGUACACGCGGAUUAAAAUAGCUUAUGGUGCUGCUCUGGGAUUGGAGUACUUGCACGAGAAGGCCAAUCCACCCAUUAUAUAUCGGGACUUCAAAUCUUCAAAUAUCUUGUUAGAUGAAGAAUUCAAUCCAAAGCUCUCGGAUGUUGGACUUGCCAAGCUUGGCCAAGCCGGAGAUAAGAUGCAUGGACCAUCAAGGCUGAUGGGUGCCUAUGGUUUCUGUGCUCCAGAGUACUCGAGAACUGGUGAAGUCUCAAUGAAGUCGGAUGUGUAUAGUUUCGGAGUUAUUCUACUGGAGCUAAUUACUGGAAGAAGAGCCAUUGACACUACAAGAGCAAAUGAUGAGCAAAAUCUAGUUGCUUGGGCACAACCCUUAUUCAAGGACCCAAAAAAGUUUCCUGAAAUGGCAGAUAGUCGUCUUAACAAGCAAUUCCCGGAGAAAGAUCUAAAUCAGGCUGUUGCAAUAGCAGCCAUGUGUCUGCAAGAUGAGGCAUCAGUCCGGCCCUUCAUGAGUGACGUUGUAACGACUUUAAGUUUUCUUCACACUAGUCCUGCUCCUGCUCCUGCUCCUGCUCCUGCUCCUGUUCCUGUUCCAGCUGAUACAAUCCCUAGUACUGAAAACCAGGAUGGUAACUCUGAAUGUGGUUCUGAUAUUUCAGACGAUGAUGAGAGCAAUGGGGAGGCUUCAGAUAAUGAGAUUAUCAGAAGUUCAGACAUUAACCACAGCCAUGACAACUCAGAUAAGGAUGGUAAUGGCCAAGACUUACGUCAACUAAGUGGUGUAGAAUCCAAAGAAUGGCAUUCAUUUGAACGAGAUGUAGGCAUUUCUUCAGGUGACGAGAGAAGUAAAAGCAAGAGCAACAAGGGUGAUCAAGAUACUAGUUUAAGCCAAGAUAAAUUUGAAAGUGUUACUUCUAGAAGCAACAGUGAAGAAUCGAACGGAGAAGGUGUUUCUCAUAGCAACAAUAGAGUACCACAAAAAGAAGAGAGUACUGUUAAAGUUGGCGGAAUUAAGAGCGCAGAAUCAUCCGAAGUGGAUCUCUCAGUCACUCCAGUCGUAGGGAACCUGAAUCAAUGAAUGUUCCACCUAUAAAGAGUGAUCACUAGACUGUCCUUCCUUGCACAUACAUGCAUUCAAUAUCGGAUUUUUAAUUUUGUAUGAUGAGCCAUGUAAGACUUUUGUCCCUCAGAGACAGCAAAGAAGAAGCCUUCACGUCUGAAGUGCCGGAUCAAGACUUGGGGCAAGAAUUUUAUGAUGAGGUUCUCCUCUGUCUUUUUUUUUUUCCUUCAACAUUUUUUAUACUGAACUUUGAGGUCUUCUUGUGUGAUAUUAUCUUCCUUCUUCAAUGACAAUGUAACAUUAAAACUUAGAGAAACAAAGAAAACUUACUGAA